Pygocentrus nattereri (red-bellied piranha) is the source of this 6439-nucleotide messenger RNA. RefSeq names its product lysophosphatidylcholine acyltransferase 1. Bases 181 to 1758 code for a protein of 525 amino acids. Gene Ontology annotation, molecular function: calcium ion binding. The transcript has 14 exons. The record is from RefSeq and is a predicted model, not a curated record. Lineage: Eukaryota; Metazoa; Chordata; Actinopteri; Characiformes; Serrasalmidae.
ACUAGGUGCCGUCCCUGUAAGCCAGUCUUUAAGCAAGCUAGUGUUUUCGGCCGCUGUGUCUCUCUGUCUUAGCCUCCCGUCGGGACUCUGUUGCUCCUCUACCCCGCCCUGCUCCCACCACAUGAUCCGCUCGGACGCGAAGCACAUAGCCAGAUAAACCCGCAGAGCCCCGUGGACACAAUGAAGGUGGCCGGCAGCAGACGGAGCUCGGCGGACGGAGACGGGAGGAAGGAGCUGGCUCUCCCCUUCACUAACCCUUUCGUGCACGACCUGAGGUUCACCCCGUGGCAGAAGCUCCAGAUUGGGGUGAUGACGCUCACACUCUUCCCCAUUCGGCUCUUCGUCGCUGCAUUCAUGAUGUUGUUGGCGUGGCCCUUCGCCUUCAUCGCCACCAUGGGGCGUUCAGAAGCUGCUGUGGAGCCACAGUGCUUAUGGAGGAGGGUGGUGGACAUUAUUCUGCGAACCAUCAUGCGGGUCAUGUGGUUUGCAGGUGGCUUCCACUGGAUCAGUGUGAAGGGCAGACAGGCUCUGCCUACUGAGGCGCCCAUCCUCACCCUCGGCCCCCACUCUUCCUACUUCGACGCCAUCCCAGUCACAAUGACCAUGGCCACCAUCGUCAUGAAGGCCGAGAGCAAGGACAUUCCACUGUGGGGAACCUUGAUUAAAUACAUCCGGCCCGUGUUUGUGUCGAGGUCAGACCAAGAUUCCAGGAGGAAGACGGUGGAGGAAAUCAAAAGGAGGGCUCAGUCUGGAGGGGAGUGGCCUCAGAUAAUGAUAUUUCCAGAGGGAACAUGCACCAACAGAUCCUGUCUGAUCACAUUCAAGCCAGGUGCAUUCAUUCCAGCAGUGCCCAUACAGCCUGUUGUUAUUCGGUACCCUAAUAAGCUGGACACCAUCACCUGGACAUGGCAAGGCCCUGGAGCGUUUAAGAUCCUGUGGCUAACUCUCUGCCAGCUUCACAACAAGUUUGAAAUCGAGUUCCUCCCGAUCUACACACCCAACGAAGAGGAAAAGAGGAACCCUCCUCUCUUCGCUCACAAUGUGCGCCGCCUCAUGGCCAAGGCUUUGGAUGUCCCUGUGACAGAUUACUCAUUUGAGGACUGUCAGUUGGCCAUGGCAGAAGGCCAACUCAAGCUGCCCGUGGAUACAUGUCUACUGGAGUUUGCCAGACUAGUCCGGAGAUUAGGGCAAAAGCGGGAGAACUCUGAGAAGCUACUGAAAGAGUACAGUAAAAGGGCGCGCAAGCUGCAGGGUCAGAGGCAGAGCCUGGAGGACUUUGCUCAAUUUCUGGACCUGCCGCUCUCUGAUGUGCUCAGAGACAUGUUCGCUCUCUUUGAUGAGCAGGAGGAUGGCACAGUGGACAUCCGGGAGUUUGUAGUUGCUUUCUCUGUCGUGUGCAGGCCUGCCAAAACACUGGAAACCAUUAAGUUAGCAUUUACGAUGUUCGGGGAUGAGGAUGAUUGGGCGAUCACAGAGGGAGAAUUGGCUUGUAUCCUGCGGACUGCCCUCGGAGUGGCAGAGCUCAGAGUGUCCCGCCUCUUCAGUGCGAUCGAUGUGGACGACAGCGGAAAACUUACAUUUGAGAUGUUCCAAAGCUUUGUGGAGCAGCAGCCAGACUUUGCUGAGGAGUUUCUGUAUGCAGAUAAUGCAGGCUUCUGGGGCAGUCCACCCUCCUCCAGCUCAAGCCCUGUGUCCAAUGGCUUCUGUGCUGAUUUCACCCCCAACGAUCACCACACUGGUCAGAAGAAACUCAACUGAACAUCUCUGCCACCCAGGCCUCUGUUUGCUAACUGUCCGACCCCGGAGAAGAGUGAGAGGAAGAGCACGGAAGGGAGGCGGAGGCCUUUGGACUGCCAGUGUCCGAAAAUGCAAAGUUUACUCCCGGUCAACCAGGACGUUCUUGUGACUCUUUGGUUGUCUUCACUUCUCCUUUCUCACUUGCUUUCUCCCUGCUCUUCCUUUUGUUUUUCUUGUUUUGUGUCUUUUUUUUUUUUUUUUUUGGAAAAAGGGACAAAAUCUGAGAGCCAAAAGAUGGUGAUUUCUGGUUUAAAAAAAAAUUUAUUACUUGAAAGCCAAGCACUUAUUGUUUUCGUUUGUUGGGGGAAUAGAUUCGGAGGAGAAAUAUUAGAAACACUGUCAUCGAACGUCAACAGUUAGGGAAGCAAAAUGGUGAAGUCUCUUUAAAAGUGAAACUUUAUUUCCCCUCUUUUUCAUGUUUUAUUAUUGUAGAUGCCUUUCUUAAUCUCCUUUAGUAAGCGUUUGCAUGGGCUCGAUGCUUGAUGACAGUAUUAUUCCAGUGUUUGACUGAAGGGUCACAAAAGCACUGGUGACAAAUAUCUGGCCUCUAAGAAUGGAGGGUCAGAUUUGAGGUGCAUUUAGGCCCAAAUCAAUAUGCUGGUCUGAAUUUAACUGAGCCAGUCCAAUUUUUAAUUCUUGAUCUUUUUUUUUUUGGUUUGUUUUUUGGGGUUAGUUUUUAAGCUCAGGGUUUGGUUAGAAGACUGAAGCUUGUGUCUUGAUGAGCACCAUGUGUGAAGGUAGCGGUGAGUGCAUGUGAUAGUUUAUGGAUCUCCACUCUUUUGACAUGCUGGUUCUUCCUUUGGCCAAAUCAGUUACCCCAUCAUCAGUAGUCUCAGCAGUAUGUAGGUAAUUGCGAUUUGUUUCCUUUUUUCAGCGAAAUCCGACAUCAACAAGGACCAAAAGUCUUCUAUUUGCAUGUAUUCUCUGGUAGUUCUCUGUAGUGCACUGAGAUUAUGAAGAAGGGCAGGCAUCGAAUAGAGUGUUUCUUAGCUGACAGAUCUCUUUAUCUAUAUUGCAUCAUCUUAUGGCAUUCCUUUGUCUUUAUUGUUUUUUGAGACAGAGCUCCACCUUGAGGCCGUCCCUGCUGAGACACAGUAAUCUGCGAUUGUGCCCUUUUUUGAGUAAACUUACAGCUCAGCAGGCCUGGUGCAGUGCUCUUUAAAAAAUUUUCAGCGACCAAACAAAUUUAUUCACAUUUUCUUCUUACUUCCUUAGAUGUAAUCAGCCAAGUCAUGUUGGGAAUAACAAAUGAAUAUUAUUAUUAAAAAUAAUAUUGUUUUUUAAUGAAUGCUUGCAGCAAGUUUAUGGCCAUGCAGUUUAUGGCUGUGCAGUUUACACAACGCUAAUUCAUAGUUCGAAUAAUGCUUCCACUCUUUGUUAGCAUUAGCUUUGUAGCUCCAGUGCAAACUUAAAGCAGCAGAUUUCAGACGCCAAUGACGUCUUAGCUGAUCGAAUACAUUUGGGUGAGAAAACUGUAAACCACACAGUUUUGCCAAACUAUUCCUUUACUGGAAUCUCUGAUUGGGACCUAAAAGCAUUUAAUCAUCACUGCCAAAAUGUGUUUUUCCGUAAGAACGUGUUUGCUGCUGGUCAGACAGUUGUUCAUAAAACAGGAGCUUAACAUUCAGCUCUAAUUUGAAGAAACAGAAAAACAGCUUUGUCACAUCUUCAUAUAAUAUUCUCUACCCACUGCUGCUAAGUAGCAUGAUUAUUAUUUGAUGACGUCUUCAUUAAAAUUUGAUAGGAAAUGCUACUUAUAGCUCCUGUAAGCUUUAAAAUGUUGCUAAUGUCUUUCCCUUUUAACCCAGAGCAGCUCCUAUCAUUUUGAUAGGAGCGUUAUGGCUCAAAACAUGACCUCGUUCUUUCUCUUUGAAUCCAUUUCUGCCUGAGCUUUUUCAUUUUUCAUUGAUAUUAUUCAUCUUAUUUGUUGCUUAGUUUUCUGGACCUAGCUGGUGUUCUCUUUUCUGUUGGAGAAUUGGUCGUGCCCAGUCACCAGUCGUGUAGAACCAGUCACACUAUUUUUGACAGCUUAAGGGAGCUCAGGUUUAGGGCAAUAGUUUGGUGAAAAUCAGAUUUACACAAUUUUCCCUUAAAACCCUGAUGGACACAUUUGGUGUUUGAAAUUCUCUGUUUUGGAUUAAGGUCCAUUGAUUUCACAAAAACAAGUACUAGCCAGCAUCAUUUGGCUUCUACAGCUUUGUAGCUUCAGUUUUGUUUUGUGUUUUUUUUUUUUGUGUGUGUGUGUUUGUCAAGCUGUUACAUUGGCUGACAACAUCUGUGGGUUUAUUUGCUGACUCCCAGGACAAGGCUAAAGGGAAUUGUACUGGUGCAUGGAACAAAAGACACGUUUACUGUUACACAUUUAAACAAUCGUGAUCCUUUUAACCAUCUAACGCAAAUGAGCUGAAGUAGACUUUGGUUUUCAUUUUGCGGAAAUUUUUAUUCUCCAUUAGCAAUUUAGGAAUGUUUCUUAAAGUUUAUUUUGAUAUUGAAGCAGUUAAAAGUGUAAUUCCUAUAAAAUUUCUUUCAGAGCGUACGGUUUUAUAUGAUCUGUUUUUUAUGGUUGACGUGUUUGUGACCGUGAUAAGAUUCAAUUUUUCUGAUGUUAUAUUUUUGACUAUCAUUUUAACAUGAGAGAACCACGAUUCUCAUUCAGUCUCAGGCAUACAAGGACAGACUCCUUUAUUGCCUUACCAUAUACCGCUUUUUCUUCAGCUGUUUGACUUAUUAUUAUUAUUAUUAUUAUUAUUAUUAUUAUUAUUAUAUACAAUAAUUUUGUGCACACUUUCAGCCCUUUUUUCCCAGAAAUGAAAUGCUUCACUUCAUUGUCGUACAUGAUCACAUUUGUACUGUUUGUUAAUGAAGCAAUAUUUCAGCAACCCAAUCACUCUUCACCUGUUAAACAGUCUAUGUAUUUUAAAUAUUCCUUGAUGCUGGGCAUUUUGUGAAUUUUUGAUAUACAUACGCGAUUCUUUUUGUUAAUGUUUUUUUUUCACUGCCAUGAUCUGUGGUCUGAAAUGUUACUUUCAGAUUGUACUGCUGGUUGAAUUGAUGGAAACGUAGUUCACCUGUCUUUGUACAUUGUACGUGCUAUAUUCCUAAAUAACGGCGAAUGAUUACUAUUGUUAAUGGAGGUUUUUGUUUUGUUUGUUUUUUUUUUUUUUAACUUUGUUGAUGUGAAAUGCAGAUUUCUUACAGAUUAAUGCUGGCCUUGAAUUUCAGUGUAAUUUCUAUAAUGAAAAGUGAAUGUAUAGACAAUCUGUCACAAUCAGAAAAUGAUGCACAGUGAGCUCGUCCUUGAUGUGCAGCUGUUGUACAUAUGACAGGACGGAUGACUGCCGCACUCAUUGUGGGCCUGCGAAACACUCAUCACUGCCCAAGUCCAGAUGAGUUUCCUUGUGCUGGCACUUUAGACUUUUCUUCUACUUUUUGGAUCAUUUCUUUCCUUCCCCUGAUAAAAUGUGACUGUGUGUCUGGUUUGCAUGUCAUGAAUAGGUAGCAACACGUUCCUGUUUCUCUGUGUUUGCUUCCAGACUGCAGGAAGGGUUUGUAGGAUCUGAACUUGGCCUUUUCUGCUUUGUUGGUAUUAAGGGACCCAGCAAGUGCAGUGCUUUGCCACUCGGGUGCUGAAAUCAGGCCUUUAGCUGCUAGUUAGUGAUCACUUACCAUCAUGGCCAUGCGAUCCAGUUCAUUCAAAUGGAAUGAAGCGGCCAGUUUCACGUCUGCAGGUUUUGAAAAACGGCAUGAUCUGCCUUGCGAAGCCAAAGAGCAGUAACUACACUUCAAGCUUCAGAGUUCUGUUAUAGUGUGGAUUUUGUGGUUAAAACCCAGUUUUAACCAAAACUGUAGUUACUACAUUUUGCCUUUGUAUGGCAAAAUUGAGUUUGUCUUGGUCGUCUGAACACAGCCUCUGAGAAACUUCACUGCCUCUUCUCUCGUCAGGAUUUCAGAAAUCUGUGCAGCGCCACCCGAUAGUGGAGGUGAAGCAAACAGAAAAAAUACAUUUAGUGGAGAGGGAGUCUCUUCCUGUCUUCUCUAAGGGACCUGCUUUGGUAGUGUAGGAAGGGUGUUCACUAUUGUGGCUGUGGUGGUUUUCUGAAAGGAACAAAGUAAAUUAGUCCACCACAAAAGGCUGACAAGCUUCGCAAAGGAAGGCUUGAGCAUACGUACGACGUAAUUAUGUAGUGAGAAACUGAACAACAGUGUGUUCGAGUUAAAGAUCAAAUCGAACUUCAUUUUCUUUUCUUGCUUUUUUGUUUUAACUGAAAAGUCGGUUUCUUCUUUAUUUAACACCGCUUACGUUGAAUACCUCACAUAACCACAGGCUUCUUUUCUAGACGGCCCCUCAACAGCCCAGUUACAUCCAUUCCUCUGCGUCUCAUCUAUAACGGUGUCCCCUUCGUCUGAGCUGAAGACGAGAGACGGCUCUCCGAUGGCUCGGCGGCGGACCCUCUCUGCAGAUACAGACAUGCGUUUUUUUUUUUUGUUUGUUUUUUUUUAUUAUUAUUAAUUAAUUUUUUUAACCCUUUUUUUGUAAUGUAUGGAGAGUCAUUUUUACAAGAUAUUUUGACCCGUCUGUUUUGACUGCUAUGAAAUUACUUGUCAUUCUGACUCUUGAAUAAAAAAGGGAUACAUCUUAGGA